Molecule: messenger RNA, 648 nt
Organism: Blepharisma stoltei
Lineage: Eukaryota; Ciliophora; Heterotrichea; Heterotrichida; Blepharismidae
Source: the annotation of a GenBank genome assembly
AUGGUUCAACGGAAUGAGGAAAAACCGGAACAGAAGUCGAAGCAGAAAAUAAAACAGGGGAUGGAACUGGAAUUGAUGCAGGAGUUUGAGCAAGAAUUAGAGCAGGAAUUUGAGCAAAAAUUGAAGCAAAAACCAAGAAAAAAAUUGGAACAGAAAAUGAAGCAAACAUUGAAGCAAAAAUUGGAGCAUAAGUUGAAUCUGAAAUUGAAACAGAAAUUUAUGCAGGGAUCAGGUCAGAAAUUAGAGCAAGAAUUAAAGCAAAAAUCGAAGCAAAAGCUGGAGCAACUAUCGAAUCCAAAAUUGGAGCGGGAAAUGGAACCGAAAUUGAAGCAGAAAUUAAAGCAGAAAGUGAAGCAAAAAGUGAAGCAGAAAGUAAAGCAGAAAUUGAGGCUAAAAUGAAGCAAAAAUGAAAGCAGAAAUUGAAGAAGAAAUUGGAGAAGGAAUUGAAUCAGGAGCGGAAGCAAAAAGUAUUGAAGUGCUGAAGGAAAAUGCAAAGGCAAAGGCAAAGGCAAAGGCAAAGGGAGAGGCGAAGAAGAAUUUCGAUGAAUCGUUCUAGGUGGUGGAAUGAAGCUGGUGCUCAAGAAUUUGGGCAAAAGAAAAAUAUGGAGUGUGAUGAAACGGAGGCCAAAAUGCUGAAGCAAAAGUUAA